This is a messenger RNA of Synchiropus splendidus (mandarinfish), 1100 nucleotides long. RefSeq names its product COPI coat complex subunit zeta 2 (gene copz2). Gene Ontology annotation, cellular component: COPI vesicle coat. The transcript has 10 exons. The record is from RefSeq and is a predicted model, not a curated record. NCBI's taxonomy places the organism in Eukaryota, Metazoa, Chordata, Actinopteri, Syngnathiformes, Callionymidae. Bases 109 to 678 code for a protein of 189 amino acids. Gene Ontology annotation, biological process: intracellular protein transport; intra-Golgi vesicle-mediated transport; retrograde vesicle-mediated transport, Golgi to endoplasmic reticulum.
GCGCGCUGCAUCCGGCCGGCGGGCGCGCUCCCGAGAGAAGGAACACCGAGCUGAGCUGUGCGUGACAGCUCACAAGUGUCCACGUCAACACAGCUGAAGACGGCGGCGAUGGACUCCGUGUCGCUGGAACCUUCACUCUACACAGUGAAAGCUUUAUUCAUCUUGGACAACGAUGGCAACAGACUCCUGUCAAAGUACUAUGACAAGGACUUGUACCCAUCCAUGAAGGAGCAGAAGAACUUUGAAACCAACAUUUUCAACAAGACUCACAAAGCAGACAAUGAGAUUGCUUUCCUGGAGGGGAUGACCAUCAUUUACAAGAGUAGCAUAGAUCUUUUCUUCUAUGUUGUUGGAAGUGCACAGGAGAAUGAGCUGAUGUUGAUGUCGGUGUUGAACUGCUUGUUUGAUUCCCUGACUCAGAUUCUGAGGAAAAAUGUUGAGCGCAGGUGUUUGCUGGACAAUAUGGAUGGAGUUUUCCUUGUUGUUGAUGAGAUCAUUGACGGAGGGGUGAUUCUGGAGAGCGACCCUCAGCAGGUGCUGCAGAAGGUCAACUACAGAGCGGACGAGAAUCCUUUAUCAGAACAGAGUGUAGCCCAGCACAUAAGUGAGAAACUGGCUCUGACCUCUAAUGUUCUACAGUCGGCCAAGGAGCAGAUCAAAUGGUCAAUACUGAAAUGAUUCUUGAAGAGGAGUUUUUGCAUCACGUUUUAACUCGAUGUCCAUUCAUGUCACGCAUUCAUAGUUCUUAUUUAAGAUAAGCCCUCAUUGCAUUAAAAAAAGUUUUUAUUGGCUUUAAUGGAGAAGGUGUGAGCUUAAACUUUAAAUAUAAAUGCUUGAUUUAACACGAUGCUAAUUGUGUUCAUGCUGCAGUUGUAAAUAUGCAUUUUAUUUCAUGUGUAUGUGUUGGUUAAAGAAGGGAUCUGUUACCUUUGCACUGCCCGAAUUCCUUAAAGAUGUUCAUGACGUGUUGUCUCAGCUCCAUUAAGCUGUAUUGGGCAUCACAAUAUGAGAUGAUGGGAAAAUGUGGAAUACAUUUUACUGUAUUUCAACGUAAAAAUAAAUAAACAAGCGCUAUGUCUGGCUGCUCCUUUUAUGGUGUG